Messenger RNA from Cryptomeria japonica (Japanese cedar), 2007 nucleotides. Its product is annotated as autophagy-related protein 18a. Gene Ontology annotation, cellular component: extrinsic component of membrane; cytosol; phagophore assembly site membrane. Bases 484 to 1686 code for a protein of 400 amino acids. Gene Ontology annotation, biological process: protein localization to phagophore assembly site; autophagy of mitochondrion; nucleophagy. NCBI's taxonomy places the organism in Eukaryota, Viridiplantae, Streptophyta, Pinopsida, Cupressales, Cupressaceae. The record is from RefSeq and is a predicted model, not a curated record. Gene Ontology annotation, molecular function: phosphatidylinositol-3-phosphate binding; phosphatidylinositol-3,5-bisphosphate binding; protein binding. The transcript has 4 exons.
AAUAGAUAAAUAAGCUUUUUCUAAGAAAUAAUUCCUCGUUACGCAUGAUCCGGUAGAUUAAAGGCAUUCGAACCCUCCUCCUAGGUGCCGUCGCCGUCGCUUGUCUUUAAAUGAAUUGAGGAAAUUAAAAUUAUAGAGCACCGCCAUUAAUCAUAGUCGAUCGAAUAAGCUCGAAUUACCAUAUACUAAUUAUAUUCAUUCAUUCCUCACGCAACUUUAUUCAAAUCGAGCAAGAAGUAUGCUCAAAGAAUUCCGUCUUUGGUACGAAUUCGUUUUCAGAGAUGAGGGUUUAUUAUUGGAAUUACAGUUAGGGUUUGAUUUAUACCUGUAGCGUUUGUUAUCCAUUCAAUAUUUGUUGUUUGAUUUGAACCGGUAGUGUGUGUGGUUUUUUUCGGGAGUGACCGUCUGUUUCUUCGCGGCGGUAUUUGCAGAACAUGGUGGUGUUUACUUUGUAUGGGAUUUGAUUGAUAGCUUCUUUCAUCAAUGGCAACGGUGGCGCCACCAACUAGUACAAGUUCCCCAACAAUUGACCCUUCUCCCGAUCCAAAUCUGCCUUCUUCUCCGGAAGCCGCCAAUUCGGAAUCCGCCUUGCUGCUGUAUGCAGGCUUCAACCAGGAUUCUGGCUGUUUUGCCGUUGGCACAGAGCAGGGGUUUCAGAUAUAUAACUGCGAUCCUUUCAGAGAAACAUUUCGGCGGGAUUUCAACAAUGGCGGGGGCAUUGGAAUCGUGGAGAUGUUAUUCCGGUGCAAUAUUUUGGCCCUCGUAGGCGGGGGUUCGAAUCCCCAAUUCCCUCCUAACAAGGUUAUGAUAUGGGAUGAUCAUCAGAGCCAGUGUAUCGGGGAGUUGUCCUUCCGGUCGGAGGUUCGGGCCGUGAAAUUGCGACGGGACCGUAUCGUUGUGGUGCUGGAGCACAAGAUUUAUGUGUAUAAUUUCGGGGAUUUGAAGCUCUUGCAUCAGAUUGAGACCAUUGCAAACCCUAAGGGUUUGUGUGCUAUUUCUCAUGCGUCUAAUUCGUUUGUUUUGGCCUGCCCUGGCUUGCACAAGGGGCAGAUGAGGGUUGAGCACUAUGGUCUCAAGAAGACUAAAUUUAUUUCGGCUCACGAUUCUCGCAUUUCAUGCUUCGCCCUAACUCUUGAUGGAGGCCUUCUUGCAACUGCUAGCACAAAAGGGACUCUUGUUCGGAUUUUCAACACACUUGACGGAACCAGAUUGCAAGAGGUUCGUAGGGGUGCUGAUAGGGCAGAAAUCUACAGUCUUGCGUUUUCUUCAAAUGCCCAGUGGUUAGCAGUUUCAAGUGAUAAGGGAACAGUGCAUAUUUUUGGUCUCAAUGUACCCCGGAUGGCAGAGGAUCCAAGGAUUGGUGAAGGCAUGCAAGGGGUCUCAGGGACAAAUGGUUCUGGUGUUAAUCUAGUUGUUCCUUCAUUAGGAGCUAACCCUGGCUCUUCACUUUCUUUUAUGAAAGGAGUUCUGCCAAAAUAUUUUAGCUCCCAAUGGUCUUUUGCACAGUUUCACUUGCCGGAGGGUUUGCAAUUUCUUGUAGCAUUUGGCCAUAAAAAGAACACAAUUAUUAUUGUUGGCCUUGAUGGAAGCUUCUACAGGCUUGCAUUUGAUCCUGUGCAUGGUGGUGAAAUGGUGCAACAAGAGUAUGCAAAAUUUCUGAAAUCAGAUGAAUCCAAUGUCCUUUGAUUUCUUGUUUCCAAAUCUAUGUUUAUGUCGUUUUUAUUUAAUCCAAUUGGUGCUUUUAAACCUUUCGAAUUUUAUCAACUGUAAAUGCCAUAUUGAUCCAAUAUUGUACAGUACGUUAGUAGGAAUAAAAUUUGGGUUUAUAGGAUUUAUGCAAUAGCCAAGGUGGGUGACCAGGCUUGGCAUUCUGUAAAUGUAAUAUAAAAAAUAUGAAUGACACAAAUAUAUGUGAACCCACUAAGAUAAUGUAUGAACAGCUCUAUAAAGUUCAAUGUGAAGACUGGAUAAAAGUGCAUGGAGAAUAUGCCCCGACUUUUAUAUCUA